AUGCUUGACAGCAAGCUUAAUUAUGGAGAGCAUAUAAUCAGGGUAGCCGACAAGGCGGUAAAAGUAGUAGCCUCGCGUGGCACACUCAUGGCAAACGUCAACGGGCCCCGGCCGUGCAUGAGGCGACUACUGAUGCGUGCCGCCGAAGCAGUGAUGCUGUACGGUGCGGAAGUAUUGGUCGAUGCGCUGCGAAAAGAGAAAUAUCGUAAGCGCAUAGCCGCGGUACAGAGGAGGGGCACCCUCCGAAUCGCGUGCUCCUACCGCAUGGUCUCAGAGCCGGCAGUGCUAGUUGUCGGCGGAGUAAUCCCGAUCGAUCUAUUAGCCCAGGAGAGGAAAUUCGUCCACCAGCAAAGGUGUGUCUGGGAAAGGAGGAGGCAUCAAGGCUCGCCAGGUCUAUCAGCAUCAAGACCUGGCAAAGUAGAUGGGAGCAGAUACGUAGGGGCAGAUGGACUUCCCGACUCAUUAGUCAGCUAG
Messenger RNA from Vespa mandarinia (Asian giant hornet), 474 nucleotides. RefSeq lists its product as uncharacterized. The record is from RefSeq and is a predicted model, not a curated record. Lineage: Eukaryota; Metazoa; Arthropoda; Insecta; Hymenoptera; Vespidae.